UCUCUUUCAAACACAGGAAAAUUUUUUUACCAUUUUCCUUCACAAGAAAUUCAUCCAAUUAAUCUUAACCCAUUAACCAUUGCCUUUCUGUAUUCCAUUUCAACAAUCGUAACUCACCCAUGGCUACUUCUUCUUCCAUGGCUGAGACCACCAUCACCAGCUUAUCAUCUUCAUCUCCAAUAACUAACAUGGAUACUGACCAUCUCUUCACUAUCUUACUUCGACUUCCAAUAGAUUCUGUUAUCUCCUUUUCCAUGACCUGCAAGAGAUUCAGGUCCUUGACAAGCUCUGAUUCUCUGUGGGAAUCCAUUUGCAGGAGAGACUGGGGACCCACAUCAGUGGAUGCCCUUAAGUCUUCUGUCAAUAAUCAACACUUGCCAUGGAUGAGGUUGUACAAGCAGGUCUCGCAGCUUGACUCAAUUUGUUGCCAUAAAUUGUGUAACCCAGAUCCUGAAUCGGUGCUUCCAAGCGCCAGGGCUUCUCACUCUCUCAACUUUGUGUCUGAUUGCUUGGUUUUGUUUGGUGGUGGCUGUGAAGGAGGACGCCAUCUUGAUGACACAUGGGUGGCAUAUAUAGGGAAUGGCUUUAGAAAGACAGUGAAGUGGCAGAAGGUUGAUUCAGGAGUUCCAAGUGGAAGAUUUGGGCACACAUGUGUCGUUAUUGGCCAUCAUCUUGUUCUUUUUGGAGGGAUCAAUGAUCAUGGGAUCCGUCAAAAUGAUACAUGGAUUGGGCAACUCGUUUUUAAUGACAACCUCUGUAUCUCGCUUUCAUGGAGGCUACUCCAUUCACAAUCCCUUGCACCGCCACCACGAGGGGCUCAUGCUGCCUGUUGCAUUGAUCAAAGAAGGAUGGUUAUCCAGGGAGGGAUUGGGCUGCAUGGCGUCAGAUUGGGUGACACCUGGGUUUUGGAACUUUCAGAAAAUCUUCGUUUUGGAGCAUGGCAUGAACUCGUUACUCAUCCAUCACCUUCCCCUCGUUCAGGUCACUCAUUAGCAUGCAUUGGGGGAACUAGAGUGGUCUUAUUUGGUGGAAGAGGAUUGGGUUAUGAGGUGUUAAAUGAUGUUUGGCUCUUGCAGAUAUUUGAUGGUCAGCUAAAAUGGGUCCAGAUACUUUAUGAAUUGCAAAACAUACCUGAUGGAGUCUUACUCCCACGAGUUGGUCAUUCAGCUACUCCAAUUUUGGGAGGUCGGAUGCUAAUCUAUGGAGGUGAAGAUUCAUUUAGACAUAGGAAAAAUGACUUUUGGGUGUUGGACAUUAGCUCAGUCACAUCCAUUCAAGAGCAUCCAACUGCGUUACUUCCAAAUAUGUGGAAAAGGCUCAAGGUAAAGGGAUACAAACCAAAGCAGAGGUCAUUCCAUCGAGCUUGUGCUGAUCAUUCAGGGCAUUAUUUGUAUGUGUUUGGUGGGAUGGUGGAUGGCUUACUUCAACCUGCUGAAGCUUCUGGGUUGAGGUUUGAUGAAGAGCUCUUCCUUGUGGAACUCGGAACAUUGCUUUAAACAUGAAUACAAAGGUAUUAAGCUUGCAGUUCUUUGAGAAUGCUCUCCUAUUAUAAGCUUAUUCUUGCACAAAGUAGUUCUCUCCUGUACCACAUUAGCUGCUGCCCAUAUCUUUCCUGCAUCAAUGCUAAUAGUAAUAAGUGGCUUGUAGGACUUGUUUAUGAUGUUGAAACAAUCUUCUAGAAAUAAUAAAAACCUCAGAGUUUAAUCACAUAGUGCCUGCGCAUUGUAGUGGAUUUUUUCUACAUAGGUCGAAAUAAUUGUUUCUUAUGUACAGAAAAUGUGAAAGAACUCAUUUGUUAGCACCUCUCUAUACAAUCCAUAGAGGAGCUUUCUAUACAAAAAAAAACAUGUCAGUGUUCUUAGAUUCACUGCUUCAUUUUGGCUUUAUUUUCCUCGCAUGAUGGUCUACACAUUGUUAGCUCACCUCUAAACUUUAUUGAAAAAAAGUACGGUGGCAUUCGAAUUUUUUAGAACAUCCCAUCUCACUGCUCAACUCCAUAAAAGAAAGUGAAAUUCAGUAAAACUUAUUAUUUCUGUAACGUUCAGCCGUGUGCUUCCAGUGCGGAAAUCCUUAGGACAUCGGAAGAUGAUUAAAAAUUGGAAUAGUAUAUAAUAUUCGGUACGAAAUUACUAAAUAACUUGAAACUUGAAUUAAUUAUUUUAGAUCAAGUGAAGUGAAAAAAGAAAGGAAAAGAGGGAAAAAGAAAAAAGCAAUGCUACGCGUAUGAAAAUUAAACGGGAAAAUCCACAAUUGCCUAAGGCUUCUCUGUACUUUUUUUUAAUCAUCAUCAACAACACAAAAUCUAAAUUUAUCAAGCUCGAGAACACAAUCAAAAUUCAAUGUUUAAACCAAUUAAAAUUCUCCAUAAUCACAUUAUCGAUAUAUAUACACAACUGUAAAUUUGCUAAAAUGAAAGGAAUAAUAUAAACUAUUGAUCAAAAGCACCUGU
Messenger RNA from Manihot esculenta (cassava), 2449 nucleotides. Its product is annotated as F-box/kelch-repeat protein At1g51550. Lineage: Eukaryota; Viridiplantae; Streptophyta; Magnoliopsida; Malpighiales; Euphorbiaceae. The record is from RefSeq and is a predicted model, not a curated record. Gene Ontology annotation, molecular function: protein binding. The transcript has 2 exons. The coding region runs from base 120 to 1496 and encodes 458 amino acids.